GCGCGUAUCGUUCAGUCUGAAGGUAUCAGUGAUUACCACGGCAACGUAAGGUCGAGGCUACUAAAUAAACUGUUCCAACGAACUCGAGCGAGAUUUUGGCAAGUGACGCGUGCGCGCGCGCACGUGCAAGAUACGCUCGCGGAAGAUACGAGAUAUUAGUUAAAUUAAUGAUUAAUGUACAUUUAUGAAGACCGGUGAAUACUGUGUUUAUUUUCAUUGUGUAGAAGAUGUUCAAACACCUAUCUUGGUUAGUAGCGGCCGUGGCCGUAGGCUACGCGGUCUUCUUGGCUUACUCCCUGCACAGAGUACCUGAAAUGCCACAACUGGACCCGAAUCGGUGGUGGGGCAAAGAACCACAGCCAAAAGAAGUAGACACCAGCAUUCGGCCGUUCAAAAUUGAGUUUGAAGACACGAUGAUCGCUGAUCUAAAGCAGAGGAUAAAAAACAGACGCCCCCUAACACCACCCCUAGAUGGCAUCAAUUCUGAGUAUGGCAUGAAUACCGCAUAUCUAGAGAAGUUAUUAUCGUACUGGGCAGAAAAGUACGAUUUUAAAAAGCGAGCGGAACUGCUGAACCGAUUCCCACAUUACAAGACUAAGGUUCAGGGUCUAGAUAUCCAUUUCAUACGAGUAAAGCCUACAGUGAAGAAUGUGAAAGUAUUACCGUUGCUUAUGCUGCAUGGUUGGCCCAGCUCCUCGAAGGAGUUUGAUAAAGUUAUUCCGAUUUUAACGACUUCUAGAGAUGGAUAUGAUUUUGUGUUCGAAGUGAUUGCUGCUGAUUUACCUGGAUUUGGGUUUUCUGAGGGUACGAACAAGCCGGGUCUAAAUCCAGUACACAUAGGCAUAAUAAUGAAGAAUCUGAUGAAACGGCUGGGAAUCAAUAAAUUCUACAUACAAGCAGGCGAUUGGGGCUCCCAGGUCGCCACUCAUAUGGCUACCAUUUACCCCGAUGACGUGUUAGGACUCCAUACAAACAUGCCGCUAUCGUCGAUGUCUCUAAGCAGUGUGAAGCUCCUACUAGGCUCGCUUGCACCCAGUUUGCUUGGAGACCAUUCGCAUCGUAUAUAUCCCUUGAAGAAUCUGUUCCGAUACCUUGUACGAGAGAGUGGCUACUUCCACAUCCAGUCGACUAAACCUGAUACGGUUGGUGUCGGCUUAACAGACUCGCCAUCCGGCCUGGCCGCUUACAUUAUGGAAAAAAUGGCUAUAUGCAGUAACCGGGACCAAUUACACACACCCCAUGGAGGCUUGGAAAACUUGGAACUGGAUGACGUACUGGAUACUGUGACCAUACAAUGGGUGAAUAACUGCAUUGUCACCUCUAUGAGGUUAUACGCGGAAGGUUAUUCGACGACUGCACCUGAAGUCUAUGCAUUGCAUGGAAUACCCACGAGAGUGCCAACAGCUGCCAUAAAGUUCCUAUAUGAAGUAAUGUACCAUCCCGAUUGGGUUCUCCGGGACAAAUUCCCCAACCUAGUGCGGUCCACAACCCUGGAUUUCGGAGGGCACUUUGCCGCCUUACAAACGCCAAAAGUAUUUGCUGACGACGUUUUCGCGGCGGGUGCUGAAUUCCUAAAGUUUCACGAGGCUAAGAAAUAGGUUUAUUUAAAAAGAGGGCAAUAAAUCGAGUAAAGCUAUUAGGUACAAAAACUGUAGCAAUGUGGACCUGUUUUCACUGUCCUCUGCUGUGCAAUUUUUGAGUUAAAAUGUACCAAUGGAUUUAAUAAUGUUGAAAUUAGUGCAUUUAUACUUGUACAGUUACCGCAGACGAAAACAUUGUUUAGUGUGAAUAUGUGUAUAUGUGUUUUUUCUUGUUCUUGUAAUCAAUAAGUAUUAAUUAGUUUCGUGUGAUGAGAGAAUCAACUACAGCGUACGUUAAGAUUUCGUAUUUUUCAACAUAAAUUGCAUUUGAAUUCUUUGUAGUGUACUAUUUUUUUUACGCAUUUAAAACUAGUUAUAAGAUAUAGGAAAUUCAGCGCCUAUUAUAAAACCCAUAUUUUGUACGUUUUGAUUACCAAAUAGACUGAUUUUAUUGUACCAAUUAAUAUUAGGCAUAAUUUACCGAUAGAAAGUUACUUAGUUUUUUUACGAAGCAUGCAUUACGCAUUACAAGUUUAGAAAAUAAAUUCCUUUAAAUAA
Molecule: messenger RNA, 2138 nt
Organism: Cydia pomonella (codling moth)
Lineage: Eukaryota; Metazoa; Arthropoda; Insecta; Lepidoptera; Tortricidae
Product: juvenile hormone epoxide hydrolase-like
Exons: 7
Coding region: 228-1598 (456 amino acids)
Biological process (GO): epoxide metabolic process
Molecular function (GO): epoxide hydrolase activity
Source: RefSeq, a predicted model, not a curated record